AGCGACACCAGCUCCAUCAAAUUAUAAUACCAGCGAUAAUAUCUCGCAUACAAUUUUGUCGAAUGUGUACGAUAUCAUGGGCAGAAGAUACAUUGGUAGACAUGCUCCCAUGGUCGUUCAUACUAUAUAGAGAGAGAAAUAUUGGGAUCAGGUGCGGUCUUCGACAAUGAGUCCGGCGGCGCUACCUUCAACAAGCCCGAGUAGGGCUUCAAUAGCACCGAUAUGGCCUCUUUUAUUCCAUAGACACUCAGCCCCCCAGAUAUCCAUGCCAGCACAGCCCACGGGGCCCGGCUCUACAUCCGCGUCCACACCGAUAAGGUCACUAUCCAGCGCGGACAUCGCUGGGGCUGCCGUCGGGGCCGUGGCCGGCCCAAUGUUAGUGGCAGCGCUACUAUGUCGGCUUUCAUCGGCCGCGCACGAGAAAGGGAACCCGUGCAGCACCUAGCAGUGAUUUGGCCACAGACGCAGGCAGAUCAGCCGGCCGGACAUACCUGGGAACCAGCCAAUCUACGUGCUGGUUGACUACUGCAUCCACACAGCGGAGAGAUGCCAACGGAAAUCCCGCGCCAAGAGAUGCCAACCCAUUGGAGUUGACCCGAGUCUUCUCUGUCGCACAGGCGGUAGUCUAAAUUUCAAAGUAAGGAAGAAGAG
Messenger RNA from Aspergillus alliaceus, 651 nucleotides. RefSeq lists its product as uncharacterized. Lineage: Eukaryota; Fungi; Ascomycota; Eurotiomycetes; Eurotiales; Aspergillaceae. The record is from RefSeq and is a predicted model, not a curated record. Bases 167 to 445 code for a protein of 92 amino acids. The transcript has a single exon.